Messenger RNA from Chrysoperla carnea, 2130 nucleotides. It is a transcript of the gene twin, whose product is annotated as CCR4-NOT transcription complex subunit 6-like. The record is from RefSeq and is a predicted model, not a curated record. Gene Ontology annotation, cellular component: cytoplasm; nucleus; CCR4-NOT complex. NCBI's taxonomy places the organism in Eukaryota, Metazoa, Arthropoda, Insecta, Neuroptera, Chrysopidae. Gene Ontology annotation, molecular function: poly(A)-specific ribonuclease activity; protein binding. The transcript is spliced from 11 exons. Bases 191 to 1864 code for a protein of 557 amino acids. Gene Ontology annotation, biological process: nuclear-transcribed mRNA poly(A) tail shortening.
CUUAAAUAUUUGAACUUUUUAAUAAAUAAUUUUAAUAAAAGUCCUAAAUUAGUUCAGAGGUAGAUGAAGGUAUGAACUGUUCAUAAUUAUUUGCAUACGUAAUUUUAAUUAAUUAGUGAUUUUUAUAUAUCUAUAUGAUUUUCAUCGCUUAAGUUUUAAUUAUUUGCAUGAAAUUUGACGAUUGGAGAACAUGAAAACAGGCUUCAUUAAAAUGUCAACCCGUUCAAAUUACAAAGACAAAUUUGAGAAUAGUAAUCCCAGGCGUCGUCACAAAAUUAUGUCGACCGAGGAUGCGCAAGCGGGAAAAAAGUCCUAUUGGCAGGAGUUGGAGAUAACAGGUACUAUACGAAAUUUAAGCCCAAAUAUUUGGCAGUUACAACACCUAACCUCUUUGUACCUGAAUGAUAAUUGUCUGCAAAGAAUACCACCUGAUAUUUGUCGGUUGGUAAAUUUACGUAGUUUGGAUAUAUCCAGUAAUAAACUACGAUCUCUACCUUCUGAGUUGGGCGAUCUCAUUUACCUCAGGGAACUUUUAUUAAACAAUAAUCACUUACGUGUUUUACCCUAUGAACUCGGAAAAUUGUUCCAUUUACAUGUACUUGGAUUGCAUGGUAAUCCAUUAAAUAAGGAAAUUAUGUCAUUAUAUAAUGAUAACAACGGCACGCACAAGCUUCUUACAUACAUGCUGGACAAUCUACAAGUUACUGCACCUCAUCCGCCUCAACGUCCUUGGAUACCAUUGACAAGACCAAGUAGGAAUCGACCUUCCUGUAUUUUUACUGUGAUGUGUUAUAACGUAUUAUGCGAUAAGUAUGCCACUCGACAAAUGUACGGUUAUUGUCCAAGUUGGGCAUUGGAAUGGGAAUAUCGAAAAAAGGGUAUUCUAGAUGAAAUACGUCAUUAUUCAGCGGAUAUAAUUAGUUUACAAGAGGUUGAAACUGAUCAAUUUUAUAAUUUCUUUUUGCCCGAAUUAAAACAAGAUGGUUUUGAUGGUAUUUUUUCACCAAAAUCACGUGCUAAGACAAUGGCUGAAAAUGAUAGAAAAUAUGUUGAUGGUUGUGCAAUUUUUUUUCGAACAUCUAAGUUUACCUUAAUUAAAGAACAUUUAGUCGAAUUUAAUCAACUGGCAAUGGCGAAUGCAGAUGGAUCUGACCACAUGUUAAAUCGUGUUAUGCCUAAAGAUAAUAUUGGAUUAGCAGCUUUAUUAAAAACAACCGAAGAAGCUUGGGAAGGUUUAGGAAAUGAACAAUCACAUCUAGAACAACCAUUACUAGUUUGUACCGCUCAUAUUCAUUGGGAUCCAGAAUAUUGUGAUGUAAAACUAAUACAAACGAUGAUGUUAUCAAACGAAUUACGUUGUAUACUGGACGAAGCUAGUAAUAAUUUUAGACCAGGCCAUAAACAGGAUAACAGUGUUCAACUAUUAUUAUGUGGAGAUUUUAAUUCAUUACCCGAUUCAGGGGUUAUUGAAUUUCUAUCGAGUGGUCGAGUAUCAUCGGAUCAUCGAGAUUUUAAAGAACUCGGUUAUAAAUCCUGUCUACAAAAGAUUUCUGGCUGUGACAAAUCAAACGAGUUCACACAUUCCUUUAAACUUGCCUCGGCUUAUAGUGAAAAUAUUAUGCCUUACACCAACUACACAUUUGAUUUUAAGGGUAUAAUUGACUACAUUUUCUAUUCAAAACAAAGUAUGACACCAUUAGGUUUAUUAGGACCAUUAUCGACAGAUUGGUUUCGAGAAAAUAAAAUUGUGGGUUGUCCUCAUCCUCAUGUACCGUCAGAUCAUUUUCCAUUGCUAGUUGAAUUAGAAAUGGCACCGACUGUAUCGAAUGGUAUAAUAAAUAACAGUAACAAUGCCAGAAGGUAGCAGGUGAUGGGCUAAUUCGCAUAGAUGAAUUCUCUUAGUUCAUUUUAAUUAAACAAAGGAUAAAUCCAUCAUCAAAAUAACAAAUAAAGAACUAUAUUUUUUUAAUAAAAAUAUAAAAAAAUGGUGCAGCCAUUAAACAUAAAAUAAUAACGGGAAAAAUAUUCUCUUACAACGGAAUAUUAUUAAUUAAUUUAUCUUUAAGUGAAAAAAUGGUACAACAAAAAGCUCAAUCCUUAUUGGAAUAUUAUGACCACCACAAAAUUUGA